Neofelis nebulosa (Clouded leopard) is the source of this 4310-nucleotide messenger RNA. Its product is annotated as cytochrome P450 2U1. The transcript has 6 exons. The record is from RefSeq and is a predicted model, not a curated record. Bases 102 to 1739 code for a protein of 545 amino acids. Lineage: Eukaryota; Metazoa; Chordata; Mammalia; Carnivora; Felidae. Gene Ontology annotation, molecular function: heme binding; oxidoreductase activity, acting on paired donors, with incorporation or reduction of molecular oxygen, reduced flavin or flavoprotein as one donor, and incorporation of one atom of oxygen; iron ion binding. Gene Ontology annotation, cellular component: cytoplasm; intracellular membrane-bounded organelle. Gene Ontology annotation, biological process: xenobiotic metabolic process.
GUCUUCCGCAGGCGGCGUCUCCGGCUGGUGUCUGCGCUCUCCCAGGGGUCAGCCCGGGGUGAGCCGGUGCAGUCGAGGCUGGGGACGCCGGCGCGCAGGCCAUGGCCUCCCCCGGGCUGCCGCAGCCCCCGGCCGAGGUCUCGCCCUGGCCUCUGCGCCUGCUGCACGCGCCUCCCGGGAUGCUGCGGCUGGACUCCAUCGGCGGCACGCUGCUGCUGCUGCUCGGCCUCGCGGCGCUCCUCGGCUGGAGCUGGCUGUGGCGGCACCGGGCGCGGGGCAUCCCCCCCGGACCCACGCCCUGGCCCGUGGUGGGCAAUUUCGGCUUCGUGCUGCUGCCACCGUUCCUCCGACGGAAGAGCUGGCUGCAGCGCCGGGCGAGGGCCGCAGGAGUGGAGCCCUCGGCCCUGGGCCCGCAGUUGUACCUGGCCGACCUGGCCCGCGUAUACGGCAACGUCUUCAGCUUUUUCAUCGGCCACUACCUGGUGGUGGUCCUCAGCGACUUCCAAAGCGUGCGCGAAGCGCUGGUGCAACAGGCCGAGAUCUUCAGCGACCGCCCGCGGGUGCCGCUCGUCUCCCUCGUAACCAAGGAGAAGGGGAUUGUAUUUGCACAUUAUGGUCCAGUCUGGAGACAACAGAGGAAGUUCUCUCAUUCAACUCUUCGUCAUUUUGGCUUGGGAAAACUUAGCUUGGAACCCAAGAUUAUUGAGGAGUUUAAAUAUAUAAAAGAGGAAAUGCAGAAGCAUGGAGAAGACCCCUUCAACCCUUUCCCCAUUCUCAACAAUGCUGUCUCUAACAUCAUUUGCUCCCUGUGCUUUGGCCAGCGUUUUGAUUAUACCAAUAGUGAGUUUAAGAAAAUGCUCAAUCUUAUGUCACGAGCAUUAGAAAUCUGUCUCAACACCCAGCUCCUCCUGGUCAACAUAUGCUCCUGGCUUUAUUAUCUUCCCUUUGGACCAUUUAAAGAAUUAAGACAGAUUGAAAAGGAUAUUACCACUUUCCUUAAAAAAAUCAUCAAAGACCAUCGAGAGUCUCUGGAUGUGGAGAAUCCUCAGGAUUUCAUAGACAUGUACCUUCUCCACGUGGACGAGGAGAGAAAAAAUAAUAGCAAUAGUAGCUUUAAUGAAGAUUAUUUAUUUUAUAUCAUUGGGGAUCUCUUCAUUGCUGGAACUGAUACCACAACUAACUCCUUGCUUUGGUGCCUUCUUUAUAUGUCACUGAACCCUGACAUACAAGAAAAGGUUCAGGAAGAAAUUGAAAGGGUCAUUGGUGCUGACAGAGUCCCUUCCCUCACUGACAAGGCCCAGAUGCCCUACACAGAAGCCACCAUCAUGGAGGUGCAGAGGCUGACUGUGGUGGUGCCACUUGCCAUUCCUCAUAUGACCUCAGAGAAAACAGUGCUCCAAGGAUAUACCAUUCCUAAAGGCACAAUGAUAUUACCCAACUUGUGGUCAGUACACAGAGACCCAGCCAUUUGGGAGAAACCGGAUGAUUUCUACCCUAAUCGAUUUCUGGAUGAUCAGGGACAACUUAUUAAAAAAGAAACAUUUAUUCCUUUUGGGAUAGGGAAGCGCGUGUGUAUGGGAGAACAGCUGGCAAAGAUGGAAUUAUUUCUGAUGUUUGUGAGCCUAAUGCAGAGUUUCACAUUUGCUUUACCGAAGGAUUCUAAGAAGCCCAUCCUGACUGGAAGAUAUGGUCUAACUUUAGCCCCACAUCCAUUUAAUAUAAUCAUUUCAAAGAGAUAAAGAACGUGCCCAAGAAGAGGGUGUAAAUACAUCUCCUUCUGAGCAGAUUCUUCCUCUGCAGUUGACAGCAGACCCAGCAACGCAGUGGGUCCGGGUCAGGCUCAGAUGAGAGGGAGACCGGAAAGAGGGUGGAGCUUGAUUCUUCAACAGGGUGUGUCUGUCAUUUUAGUAAUGUGCGUCUGUGACUUACGGAAUGGGGACCAAAGUGCUGGAUCAGGAAGAAGAGAUCUGUAGUUUAUGGAGUUUAUUGGAGCUCCCACCAAUGAACAUUGCUUCUCAUCUUUCAGUGCCUCAGUCAUUCUGUGUGUAAAAUGAGGUUAAGAAAAUUCUCCUUCUCUAUGUUUCAGCACUAAAGAAGGGCAAAGACCCCGUAUCUUUUCUUUUCUGACCUCACCAAAACACUGUUAGUUUCUGGAGAACAAAUUCAGAAGUAGAAGGAAGUUCUGCCCGUUUAAGACCUGUGACAAUACGAAAGUAGUGUUCAGACUUGAAUACUUUGUCAGAGAAGGAUGUGGGUUUAGGCAAUGAUGAGUUAGAGCUUUUCUCUGAACAGAUCUUAUGUCGGUUUGGUGUAAGGGCUUGUUCUGUUACUGUUAUCUUUUUUGUUUGUGAUGUAGUUUUUACGUUUUGUAGACGUGGACUCAAGUGCCCUUGUCCAGUGUGUAGCGUAAAGGUUAUUGUUUGAAUUUAUAUGUCUACCUUCUUUUUUUUAAGUUUAUGUAUUUUGAGAGAGAGAGGAUGCGUUGCAUGUGCUCGCGUGAGUGGGGGAGGGGCAGAGAGAGAAGAAGAGAGAAUCCCAAGCAGGCAUCAGUGUGCAGCCUGAUCCCGUGAACCUCAAGAUCACGACUUGAGCUGAAAUCAAGAGUUGGGCGCCACCCAGUGCCCCGUACGUCUACCUUCUAUUUCAACUUUAGAAACUGUGAGCCUGGCUGAAGAGGUGGCUUCAAGGCAGAGCUCCUUUCUGCUCAGCUACUUGCAGAGCUGUAGCUCUGCCUUUUGACUUGAGCCCUGAAUAGUGAGCUUGGGCAUUUUGAUACUGGGAUUCAUCAGGGAAAGAUUCAAACUGUGCUGAACAUCCCUUUUGUGUUCUCUCUUCCACUAGGCUUAAUAUGUCUCAUCUUUGAGUACUCUCAAAGACAAAGAGUCAUUCUUUUUUUUUUAACUUUAUUUUUGAGAGAGAGAGUGUGUGUACACACGCUCACUAGUGGCGGGGGGGGGGGGGGGAGUAGAGAGAGAGGGAGAGAGAGAAUCCCAAGCAGGCUUGGCGCCGUCAGCACAGAGCCCGAUGCGGAACUCGAUCUCAUGAACCACAAGAUCGUGACCUGAGCUGAAACCAAGAGUUGGUCACUUAACCAACUGAGCCACCCAGGUGCCCCAAGAACUACAUUGCUUCUUAAUAAAGAUGGUCCCUCUAGAAUAGCAGUUCUCAAAAAAGGUAAUGACUCCUUCCAGGGCAUGUUUGGAAAUGUAUAAGUGCAUGUUUGGGUGUCACAAUGAUGAGGGUGCUAUUGGCCUUGCCAUGUGGCCAGGAUGCUAAAUGUCUGAGCAGACCUGUACAAUGAGGAAUAAUCCUGCCUAGUAUGCCAGGUAGUUCCCCCAUUGAGGAUAUGCUCCAAAGAAUGACCAGCCCUUUCCUUGAUUCUUCCAUAGUACUCCUUAUAUAGAAGCAAUCAUGAUAAGAAUAUGAAAAACCACAGUUUGGAAACUUUCCUCAUGCUGGCCCCAUACUUACUUCAUGCUUUACUGGCAUGCUUACAUAAUUCUUAAAGAAACUCUGUUAAGAUGUUAUUUUGUAGGUGAUAGAGCUGAAAGUCGGAGAAGUUAAGGUACAUAGCUAGAAAGUAACCUUGUUCAUUUCAAACCUACCAGUCCCUAGGACCAGAGAGUUCUUUCUGAACCACUUCUCUGUACUGCACCACUUGAUCCCGUGAGAGCCUACUCUGCGUUUUCAAUACAGAAAGACAGGCAAAUCUCUAGGUGCCUUGAGGAUUUUUAUCAACUAAAAAAGAAAAACUAAUUAACUAAAUGCCCCGGAAUUGUGAGCAAAUGGAGUGGUUGUUGUGUAGAUUUUUGAUGAGACGAUGCAUGUGUGGUUAACGCACUUUGAACAGGACAAUUUGUCUCUGAUCUGGAAUUUUAUAUGUUUUUGAAUUGCACUAAUGUCACAUUAGCAACAAGUUUAUUACUCCUUAAUUGAUAAAUACAUUUUCAACAUUCCUAACCAGUUUGUAGCUUACUUGAAACAAAACAAAACUGUACUGUGAGAUUAUGUUGGAAUCAGAUGCUCAUUAAACUUUUAAAUAUAAUGCCUCAGACUGUAGCACUUUAAAUACCUCUUUAUAUGGUAAGUCACUGAAAGGACUGUUAAUGCUUUCCUUGUAUAUAUUGACAUUUUAUGAUUUUGUACUUUAUGAUUUAUUUAAAAUGUAAAAAUAAUGGUAUUUGGUUUUAUAUAUCUUCUUAAUAUCUAAUCUUUAGUCCUCUUUUUUUAGCAUAAUUUUUGGUGCUCUUAUUAAACUUUCAAUUUUAAUGGAAAUUAACUUUAAUGGAAAUUAAAAUUAGUAUCAUGUC